UAAACAGGUCAUUCCAGGCAGUGUUGUCUGGAGGCUACGGUAGCUCUUUUGGGCAGUAACUAGUGUGGAGACGAGACAUUUUAAAAAAGGACAGAUAAGGAAGAUAAAGAGAAGGUGACACCAGAUUGCAGAGAGCGGAGAACGAUAAAGGCAUUUGCCCUUUACUAAAGAAAUACUCCGAAUUUUUAAACAGAGGGUCGCCCAGUCAGGGGGCACAAAGUUUUAGAGAAAUGGUUGUUUAGAAAAGGGAGAGGAGCUGAGUUGGACGCUGCCAGACGGCUGGGCAUCUGAAAUCUUGAUGCGGACUGGCACCUGAGAACCAAAGCGUCAAACCAACGUUCGAACGCUCGGCGGGCUCCUAGGUUGGACUCGGCUAGGCUCGGCUCACUCCGCCGAGCUUCCUACCUCGGCAGCCGCUUCGCACCGCAGCAGCCCCCCCUUUGUGACGUCAUCAACCCGCGUUCUUUAGAACGUGACGCGCGGAUCGACCGCCCGCUGCUGCUCGGGCCCGUCCGUGGCCUCUGCGCAAUUGCGGCUGCAGUAGGAGGCGGCGGCGGCGGUGGUGGUGGUGGCAGCAGCGACUGAGAAGGAAAAGGUGUAGGAGGCGGAGAGAGGCAGUAGUGUGGGAGGGAGGAAGGAAGGGGAUGUUCCUGGGGCAUCAUGGCCCCAGCCAUGCAGCCGGCUGAAAUCCAGUUUGCCCAGAGACUGGCGUCUAACGAGAAGCUGAUUAGGGAUCGGGCGGCAAAGAAACUGCGCCAGUACAUUAGCGUGAAAACUCAGAGAGUGACAGGUGGUUUCAGUCAAGAAGAAUUAUUAAAAAUAUGGAAAGGACUUUUUUAUUGCAUGUGGAUGCAAGAUGAAUCUCUUCUACAGGAGGAAUUAGCUGAUACCAUUUCCCAACUCAUUCAUGUUGUUAACAACUUGGAGGCUCAACACCUCUUCAUCCAGACUUUUUGGAAAACCAUGAAUCGAGAAUGGAAAGGAAUCGAUCAGCAGCGCCUAGACAAAUAUUAUAUGUUAAUUCGUUUGGUCCUGCGGCAAUCCUUCGAAGUUCUGAAGAGAAAUGGCUGGGAUGAAAGCCGGAUCAAGCUUUUUCUGGAUGUCUUGAUGAAGGAAAUUCUGCACCCUGAGAGCAAUUCUCCAAACGGAGUGAAAUUCCACUUCAUCGACAUCUAUCUAGAUGAGCUAGCAAAAGUGGGAGCAAAGGAGCUUGGGGCAGAUCAGAAUCUCAAGUUUAUUGAUCCAUUCUGCAAGAUUGCAGCUAAAACUAAGGACCAUACCUUGGUACAAACGAUAGCUAAAGGAAUCUUUGAAGUCAUUGUGGAUCAGUCCCCCUUUGCCCCUGAAGAUUUAAUGGAGGAACAGAAAACUAAUGGUGACAGUGAGCUGUCUGAAGAAGAAGAAUCUGAUAAUGAAUUGACAGCUAAAAAAGCAAUCAUUAAAAAGAAAUCGGCAGUAAGUAAACAUUCAACCAGAAAAGAUGGAUGGAAUGUUGAAGAAGAAAAGGGUGAAGAUGGGACCUCUGAAGACACAGGUAUACUUCUCCAGUUUGACUACAAAGCUGUUGCUGAUCGACUCCUAGAAGUGACCAGCAGAAAAAACACACCACCCUUCAACAGAAGACGUCUCUCUAAACUAGUCAAAAAAUUUCAAGACUUAUCUGAAGGUGUUUUCCCUCAGAUCAGUUUUCCAGAGGACAUUUCUACCGAUGAAGAUGACCAUACCCUUAGUCGGGGAAGACGUAAGAAAAAAAGAAAUAAACUUACAGAGAAAACCAAGUCAGACAAAGAAAAAGGCCAGUACAAAUCCAAAAAAUUCAGCCCAGCUGAGGAAGAGACUGAAUGCAAUCUUCAAAAGAGAAAACGGAGAAAGAAAAAGAAAAACAAUUCCCAUCUUGAAAACUCAGGCGAUCCUUUCGUCCCCUCUGAACCAAAUGGAAACAGUGAACCAGAAUCAUGUAGGAAAAAAGACUCCAAAAAAUAUGCCCUUGAAAAUGAAACAAACACAUCCUUCGCUGGCGCUGAGGAAAGUGGCAUGGAGCAUCCCCCAACUACCAACACGCAAAACAAAAGGAAACGGCCAAGAAAGAAGAGUUCGAGAGUCCUAGAAGAACUGGCAGAGAUUGGGAUGCCGCCUGUUGAGACGGCCAUUCAAAAUGGCCCAGGUUGUAUUACUGCCCAGGAGCCUGCCCUCAGCAGCCCCCCAGCAGGCGGGGUCAAAGUAGUGAAGAAGAAGCGGAAACUUGGGGCUAUUGCAGUCGGUAGCAAUGGCUUGACCCCGUUGGUGGCCAUCCGUUCAGAGAGGGAAGGCUUGCUAGAAAAUCCGGCCGGAGAAGGGGAUUGCCCAGCCUUCCUGGCCCAGGGCAUCAGGCUAAAGAAAAAGAAAGGAAAGCUGGAUAGUCUUGAGCCAGUUAGCCUGCCCAACCAGAAGGUUGCGUUUCUGAAAAAGAGGAAGAAAGUCAAGGAGGUGCUAAACUUGGUGGAAACUAACGGCGCUCUAGAAGCUGAAUUGAAGAAAAUCCAGGCUACGGGAGUCAAUGCAGCUUUCAGCCCAUUGAAGAAAAAGAAGCUGAAGACUGAAAAUGACUUUGUGAAGUUUGAAAAUACAGCCUUACCUAAGCCCUUGUUCUUUAGAAAAUCCAAAAGCAACGUUAGUGUCUCUUCCCCCAGCCCCACUGGCCAGUUGAACAAGCAGGCGUCAUCCGGCUCCAAGAAGGUCACCUUCGGGCUGAACAAAAACAUGACUGCAGAGUUCAAGAAGACUGACAAAAGCAUCUUGGUAAGUCCAACAGGACCCUCCCGAGUAGCUUUUAAUCCUGAACAGAAGCCUCUUCACGGCGUACUGAAGACACCCACGAGUUCACCCCCAGAGACUCCCCUUGUGACUAAGAAACUGCUUAUUGCACCCCCAAAGAGAAGACCAACUGCUAUGGACUUCUUUUGAGCAUAGCGAGAGUCUUUUCUCUUUCAGGACUGCUUUUUGUACAGAAUAUUCUGUAAAUUAUAACUUUGGAAAUUUUUGGCCUUUUUAUCAUUAUUAUUUUAUAAAUUCCUAUAAAUUGUAUAUAAAAGGUUCUGGUUGUGAUCUGUGACAUUGCUACUUCACCGUCCUUUCGCUCUAAGGCCAUGGAGAUGCUUUGUGAUAAUAUAUUCUUGCAUUUGAAUUAUAAUUGGUCUUCGCUUGGACCCUUGGAAUUUCCCUCCCUUUAGUGUCUUCAGCAAGAGCUGUUCGUGGAAGAACUCAGAGUUUUUCUAUUCUGUCUUUUUUGAAGAGUAGAGAACAAAAUCUAUUGGCCAGUCGCUAAUUUAUACGGAGCUUUGUGCGUAUUGUGGUCGGCUAUUUGUAGUCCUGACGAGCUCUGUGUGAUUGGCUCGGAGGGAAAAUAAGCAGCUUGUGGUAGCGUUAACCUCACGUGACCUUAGAUGUCGGUAGUUGUUGCUGAUAGAGCAUCGUUUCUUUCAAGUCGGCGGCUAAGCACGCGUUUGCUGUUCCUUGUUUUCCCGUCUGUUCCAACCGUACCACCUUCCUGCCUGUAGGCACGCGCCAAAGCCAGGCCUCAGAAUGACCCCACUGCUGAAAAACGAAUUGACUGCUGCUUCCUGGGCGUGCACAUGUUUCCUUCUUUGUUCCGUUGCAUGUUCUUUGUCAGUUGAGUAUUUUGAACCACAGAAUGUGAGCCAAGAUCUGUUCGGUCUGACAGUCGGGCAGCGCGGCCCUCUCUUCGAACCCAGCGCCUUUCCUUCCCAAGAUGUACCAAAUAAGCAGCCUGGGAAGACUCCGGCUUGGGGGCGUCCGCUUUACUUUGAGACGGGACCCAGAGUUGUUCGCAGUGACCUGUUGUUUUAUUUAGUCUCCUUUUUUCCUUGAAUUUAACCUUUAGGAUUCUAACAUUUCCCCCGUCUCAGCCACCAGGAAUUUCAUUUGUCCAGAUUGCGUUUUGUCAGCAGAACUGUGAUAUCUGUUGAUAAUUCAGUUUUUUAUAAAGGAAAAUGUAUCUCUACCUCGUAUCUCCUCAGCGUAAUGAGAUGCAGAUCCCCCCCCCCUUCAAUCCCCAUCGUUGAUGAGGGGGCACGAGAGAAGAAAAGGAUCAUCAAGGGCCCUUCCUCUGGGUUUAGUCUCUUAGAAAUACACUUUAUGCUUGUCAGGCAAGCCGCGGACAUUGAAACUUCAAACACGUGACAUGUAUUUUUCAUCCUGCCUCAUUUCAUGGCUUUUUCCAGAUGGCUCCAUGAAUCAUGGGAAUAGAAAACCAGCCCUGGUACGGGAGGCCCGGGGCAUUGGGUUUCCACACUCACCCUGGGCUCUUCCCUGGUCGCGUCACAAAGGGUUGUUUCAUGUGAUACCAGCUGUGGCGGGAACAACCUGAGAAUGACCAAUCUGGAAGGCUCAGGUUGAGCAACUGUAUUUGUUGCCUUCCUUUGGGGUUAAUUCACGGAAUCAGUGAAGACACUCGAAUCACAGAAACUCUCACUGAGCCAACUUGUUCAUCUUCUGUAGGGAGACUUAUCUGAGAGAAAUGACAGGAUGGUUUAGUCAUGUUUUUUAACCUUUAAUGAUUUUUGCUUUGCCUGAUUGCAUAGAUUUAUUAUUAUAAUUAGGCCGUGAAAGAAAGAACUAGUUGAUAUUGUGCUGUUUAUCUUAUUUCUUGUAGUAACGAGUCCUUUAUGUUACUACAUAUAUGUUCAUAGCUUUUGUUGUGGAAAAUGCAUGUUUUUUAAUGUAUGAUAUUAUUCUAUUUGCAUUUGGUUAUCAAAUUCAAAACAAUAACCCAUAUAUGUUGGAAAGAUUGGAUUUGGAUGUUCACAAAGUUAGUUUUAACUUUUUAAGUAAUUUUUAAAGUCUUAAUCAAAUUGUCUUUUUAAAGAACAUCCGCUUUUUAUUAGCACCGUGAUCCUGAAUCUUAACCACCAAAUGUGCUUUUUAGUCCCAAAAUGCUAAACACGUGGAAGAAAUUCCAAGAGAAGAAGACAUUGGUUUUACAGUGAUGGUUGUAGUGAUUUUUUUCCUUUACAGAAUUAAACGCUUGAAUUAGUGUCAUUUAUCUGUACUGUGGUAUUGUUGUAAUAUCUGUAAAUAUGCUUGUAUCAAAUAUAAAUUGUCUGUCACAUGAAUAUUUCCAAGGGAUAACACUGAAUGCCUUUAGUUUACUUCAUCUUCAGCUCUUUCUGAACUUGUUUCAUAUUGUGAGUAAAUUGAUAACAUUUAUUCUAUGAUGUUUUUAUUUUUCGUUUGUUUUAAAUGUGAACAACAAAGGAAGGAGACAAGUACCGCUUACUUGAAUUCCCCUUGUACACCCAAGAAAUGUAUCACCUAAAGAAAACAUAUUUUGAAAAUCACAGCUUUUGGUUUGAGUAUAUGUUAUUUUUAUAAAGAAAAUUGCCAAGAAUAUUUAAAAAGGCCAAAAACAGGAAAUGACUAAUGUUGGUAAUCUUGAAUUACAGUUUUUUGUAAAGGGUAGUUAUUUUUCACAGGUCUGGUCAAUUUUGUACAAUUUUGUAUCAGACUCUUCUUAAGAUUUAUAAUCAUUUGUAAUUUCUAACUGGACUGAAAGCACAAAGGGAAGUGUAACAGGAAAUAUGGAAGAGGAGGUUGGUUUUAAGUGUUGAAAAAGUAAAAAAUUGGAUUUAAUUUUAAUCGUGUGUGUUUCUCUGUAUUUUUAUUAUGCUAGCAAGGACUAUGUUUCUUUACUGUAAGUUUGUAUUAACAGCUGCUGUAUUAACAGUGUUUGUCAAUGUGGUAUUCCAACUGAGAAAGUCACAUAGCCAAAUCCAAUAAAAAUUAGUCUUUAUGCCAA
Molecule: messenger RNA, 5794 nt
Organism: Monodelphis domestica (gray short-tailed opossum)
Lineage: Eukaryota; Metazoa; Chordata; Mammalia; Didelphimorphia; Didelphidae
Gene: RRP1B
Product: ribosomal RNA processing 1B
Biological process (GO): rRNA processing
Cellular component (GO): preribosome, small subunit precursor; nucleus
Source: RefSeq, a predicted model, not a curated record